This is a messenger RNA of Andrographis paniculata, 1825 nucleotides long. RefSeq lists its product as uncharacterized. The coding region runs from base 524 to 1615 and encodes 363 amino acids. The record is from RefSeq and is a predicted model, not a curated record. Lineage: Eukaryota; Viridiplantae; Streptophyta; Magnoliopsida; Lamiales; Acanthaceae. The transcript is spliced from 4 exons. Gene Ontology annotation, cellular component: chloroplast.
UUGUGGUUGUUGUGUAUUCGGUGUUGGUUCUUUUGAUCAGCAUGGGGGAUUUGAUUGGUUGUUAAUUUACUCUAUGAUCCUUACGCUGUCGGAGCUGACGCCGUGUUAUUUCGUUGCUUGAUUAUGUGCGCGCUUUCCAAUUUAGGUUUAAUCUGACAAUUUAUAAUUCGGUGUUUCAUGUGUGAGAACGCAAUGGACUCAAUUGUUGGCCAUGUUUUUUGAUUUAUGGUGUAUGACCUAAGAGUUGGAACUCAUUAAAACUAUAACCAUAUGAUUGUCGAAGUUACAUUCUUUCCUAUUAAGCAAAGUUAUGUUCUCACCACUCUAACGCUUGGUAUUAGAUGCUCCUGUUGGUUUUUUUGGUAGACAUUUGGUUCUCUUUUACUCCCUUGAAAUAUAUAGAUAUUGCAAGUGAAAGGAACAGUUAUUUUUUACUGUCUCCUCUUGUUGGGUGUCUUCAUGAGGCAUUUCUUGGGAGUUUGUUAAUUUUGGUGCAUAAUUCCUGAGAAGAAAAACAAAGGCAAUGGAUUCAUUGUUCAAGCCACUGAACCAGGAGACAUCUGAUUGCUCUAUGGACGAGCAAGAUAUUCGGAAAUGUCCAUUCUUGAGGAAUAUUAACAAGCCAACUAAUUUAUCUUUCGGUUGCCUGAAUCUUCCCAAUCCUUUUGAUUCUCAGUCCAGGGGAGCGAAAGGCCCAAUUUUUGAGGAUGGUCCCAACUUCGACUUGGCCUUCAAACUUUUCCAUGGGCAAGAUGGGGUUGUUCCUCUCAGGAGAAAUUCUGAGUUUUCACCUGACAAAAUAGAGAGUGAGGUUGUCCCACAAUUCAAUCCUCUAGCAUCAAAAGCUGCAACUAUAAGUCUAUCAGCAUUUGGACCAGGAGGACCUUUCGGCUUUAAUUCCUUCUUCGGAAACACACCAAAUAAGAAGUCUGAGUCUUCGAGAAAGAAAGAGCAUUCUUCUAAGAGUGAUUCAUCAUCAAAGCACGAGGCACUCGGAAAUGAGUGGUUGGAAACAGGGAACUGUCCAAUUGCCAAGUCCUACCGAGCCGUAAGCAAUGUCCUUCCACUCGUCGCCUCAGCUCUCCGACCACCACCUGGAAUCAAGCUCAAAUGCCCGCCUGCAGUAGUGGCCGCCAGAGCUGCCCUAGCCAAGACAGCCUUUGUCAAAUCCGUGCGCCCACAGCCAUUGCCUGCAAAAGUUCUUGUGAUCGGUGUUUUAGGAAUCGCAGCCAACAUUCCAUUAGGUGUUUGGAGAGAGCACACAAGAAAAUUCUCACUCCCCUGGUUCACUGCAGUUCAUGCCGCAGUCCCGUUCAUAGCCAUGCUAAGAAAAUCUGUGGUGAUGCCCAAAACUGCCAUGGCACUAACCAUUGCAGGCUCCAUACUCGGGCAGAUGAUUGGGUCAAGAGCCGAGCGCCUCCGUCUUAAAGCCAAGACUGAGAGAGCAAACCUCACGGCACAGGCGACGCCCACUGCAAUGGUUCUGGAAGCUAGCUCAACCCCGGCAGACUGCAUAACUGGUGGUCAUUGCGGGAAGCAGGGGAUGAUGUGGGACCCUCUACCCCCAACGAAGAUGGCGAAAUCUUCGUCUUCGCCAGCUAGCGUGUGUUACUGAAGUCGAAAGCGAAGCGCGUAACAAGGUCAGUCAGUCGAAGCAUGUUCUUGAAGAAAUAAAGUCUUGAUCAAGGUUCGAGACAGGAUAUGUGUAAUGUGUAAUUUGAUGUUUUGUGAUGAAUUGUAGUGAUGUGUAUGUAACCAGCCAUUUGUCCUGUUUAUGUUGAAACUCAGAGAACAUAUAUAUAUAUGUGCUUACAGUUGUUCUAAA